ACCGCUGCCCAGCCCGCCAUCUCCACCUACAAGAAGGAGUACGUCAGCCAGCCUGCCGUGACCACCACCUACUCUGCCGCCCCCGCUGUCUCCUCCUACAAGCAGUCCUCCAUCGUGAGCGCUAUUAACCCUGCAGUGUCCACUUACGGCGCCUCCGCCCAGGUUACUGGUGUGCAGAAGGACUCUCUGCUCUACUCUCAGUCUGGUUCCCAGCAGUACGGCGGCUCUUACAUGUCCCCCGGCAGCUACCACAACUCCGCUGACGCCAUCUCUUCCAUCGUCAAACUGUACAAGGACGAGGACGGCAGCGGUAUCUACAAGUACGGCUACGCUACCUCCAACGGCAUCAACCACGAUGUGCAGGGUCAGGUCCUGGCCGCCAGCACCAAGAGCAGCGAGGGCUCCUCGGCCGUCACCGGCUCUUACUCCUACGUUGGCCCCGAUGGUGUUACCUACACCGUCAACUACAUCGCCGACGAGCACGGUUUCCGUGCCACCGGCGACCACCUGCCCAAGCUGUCCCUGGAGCAGCAGAAGGCCAUCGAAGAGGGCGCCAAGGACGCCGAACUGUACGACGAGCAGGGCAACCCCAAGCACUACUAGGCGUAAACAGAUGACGAUCUCUUUGUAAAAGACUGACGACAAUUCUUUCAUGACGUGUAUAACUGACUUAGUUCUUUAAUACUGUUUGCACGCGACCGGUGUGCCCCUAAUGUUAGACUUCGGGUGGUGUGAUGUCUAACGACUCUUACCGCGAGAGAGCCGUCACGACAUGACUGUCCGAAUUCCAAGAUUGCUUCCACAUCCUUGUGUGUUUUAAUGUGACCAUGGCUGUGUUAUAAGUUGGACAAUAAAAACGAAGAAUGUCGCAUUAAA
Frankliniella occidentalis (western flower thrips) is the source of this 876-nucleotide messenger RNA. RefSeq names its product flexible cuticle protein 12-like. Gene Ontology annotation, cellular component: chitin-based extracellular matrix. Lineage: Eukaryota; Metazoa; Arthropoda; Insecta; Thysanoptera; Thripidae. Gene Ontology annotation, molecular function: structural constituent of chitin-based larval cuticle. Bases 232 to 603 code for a protein of 123 amino acids. The record is from RefSeq and is a predicted model, not a curated record. The transcript is spliced from 2 exons.